Molecule: messenger RNA, 456 nt
Organism: Meloidogyne enterolobii
Lineage: Eukaryota; Metazoa; Nematoda; Chromadorea; Rhabditida; Meloidogynidae
Source: the annotation of a GenBank genome assembly
AAAAUAAAAUUAAAUAAUCAAAAUAAAAUGAAUUUUUUUCUUUUAUUUCUGUUUUUGUUAAUUAAUUUUUAUUAUUUCACAAACGGAGAAAAGGUUACAAUUGAACAAUGCAACACUGUGAUGGCAUAUAAAGUAGAUGAGGACUGCGUAUGUUGGACUGAUGUUACUAAAUGUAUAACUUCGUUAAUACCUGACGGCAAGUGUGAAAAAGAGACUUAUCCUGAAAAUUUUAUUGAGAAUACGUGUGAUAAAAUGUAUUCAAAAUGUUCCUUGACGAAAAAUGAAUGUGAACUUGCUAUCUGUGAAUGCUUUAAUUCGUCUGCUGAAUGUUUGGUACAAAAGAAAUGUGAACCUAUAAAACCCGGCAGUUCAACAUCAGAUAAACGCGUUCGAGCAUCUGAUAAAAUUUUAGGUUUUAACAAGUUAUUUGAUGCACAUUUCAAAAUAAUUGAAUAG